This is a messenger RNA of Misgurnus anguillicaudatus (oriental weatherfish), 1225 nucleotides long. RefSeq names its product centrin, EF-hand protein, 2 (gene cetn2). Gene Ontology annotation, molecular function: calcium ion binding. Lineage: Eukaryota; Metazoa; Chordata; Actinopteri; Cypriniformes; Cobitidae. Gene Ontology annotation, cellular component: myosin II complex. The record is from RefSeq and is a predicted model, not a curated record.
CCAUAUUAGAUGUUGUCUUAGCAACGUUGCUGUUUCAACAAAUCGGGAACUCGAACUGGACGAACGUCACAAAGCGUGCUUAAUAUUCAUAACGCAAGCCUUUGCCAUAGUAGUGUUUAUAAAUUUUCUUGUUGGUUUCCUCGAUUACGAUGGCAACUAGUCCUAAAAGACCCUCAUUAGGGGCUAUGGCCCCUCGUAAAAAAGCUAAUCCAAAGCCUGAACUGACAGAGGAGCAAAGACAGGAGAUCAGAGAGGCAUUUGAUCUGUUUGACACGGAUGGUUCUGGUUACAUUGAGGUGAAAGAAUUAAAGGUGGCCAUGCGUGCACUUGGUUUUGAGCCUAAAAAAGAAGAAAUCAAGAAAAUGAUUGCAGAGGUUGAUAAAGAUGCUACUGGAAAAAUCUCUCAUAGUGAUUUUCUCGCAGUGAUGACCCAGAAAAUGGCUGAGAAAGAUUCAAAGGAAGAAAUUCUUAAAGCAUUUCGUCUGUUUGAUGAUGAUGAGACCGGCAAAAUAUCCUUUAGGAAUCUAAAGAGAGUCGCCAAAGAACUGGGUGAAAACCUCACAGAUGAGGAACUACAGGAAAUGAUUGAUGAAGCAGACAGAGAUGGUGACGGGGAAGUAAACCAGCAGGAAUUUCUUCGCAUUAUGAAGAAAACAUGUUUGUACUGAAUGUCAUCGUAAGCACAGGAAUGUGAGAAAAUUAAUGUAAACAUUUUCUAGAUCUUUAUGAUUUGAGUUUUCCUUCACAGUAUCAUUCCAAAACCUCAAUGCCUGUUAACACCGGUGGUCAUUUAAGAUCUCUGAGUUUGCCAAAUAAUAAAGACGUCAGCGUUUACACUAUAUUCUUAAAUCUUAAAGAUCAGUAUACAUUAGCACAUAACAGAGGUAACUCUUUAUGAGUUUAUGCCUUAGGGUUUGUUCAUAUAAAAAUAUUUUAUCACUAAAUAAAUGAUCCUGAUCCCUUUGUGAUUAUCUUGUGUUAUAAUAAGGUGUAAAGUGUUUUCUGUUAACUUGAUCAUCACUCUUUUCUGUUGUAUGCUUUCAGGGACUUAAGCUAUAUGUACUGUAAUCCCUUCUCUGUGCCUGAUAGAUAAUAGAUUUCUGCACUUCUAGUGAAUACACUGCAAAAAAAAUACUUGUUUUUACUACAAAAAUUCUUAAAUCAAGAUGCAUUUUCUUGAUGAGAAAUAAGUUCAGUUUUAUACAAAAAAUAUAAAAUUUAGGUG